This is a messenger RNA of Helianthus annuus (common sunflower), 718 nucleotides long. Its product is annotated as BTB/POZ domain-containing protein POB1. The transcript is spliced from 2 exons. Gene Ontology annotation, cellular component: nucleus. Gene Ontology annotation, biological process: response to red light. NCBI's taxonomy places the organism in Eukaryota, Viridiplantae, Streptophyta, Magnoliopsida, Asterales, Asteraceae. Gene Ontology annotation, molecular function: protein binding. Bases 1 to 555 code for a protein of 184 amino acids. The record is from RefSeq and is a predicted model, not a curated record.
AUGCGACUCUCACAAUCAGAUCUACUAUUAUUUCGGCCAACAGAACAUACAUAUAUCAUUCAUGAUCACUCUAUUCUUAACCGUUGGUUUGUGGAACGGGCCUACAAGGCCCGCUCCAUCAAGAUGGUUGAAUACGAACAGCCAAUCCCACAUUGUGUGGUCUACUUUAAUUUGAAACGUGACGUGUGUGCAAGUUUAUCUCCAUCGGGGAUGGUUAAAUCUGAAGCAUUUAACUUGGGUAGUCACCGUGAUCACUGGUUUUGCUUAGUGGCCCGAUGUAACACGGACUGUUUCGGGCUUUAUCUGGGUAUGCUGGACGAUGACCAGCGCCCGCUGUCAGUUCGUUUUGCAUUUGAGUAUGAGUUUGCAGCAAUGUCAAAGCGCACUAACGAGUUUGUUAGCAGGAGGAAAGGACUUUGUACAUUCAGCUAUAAAUGGGCAAUUGGGAUCCACAAUAUGUUUGCAAUUCCGUGGACUUCGUUUAUUGGAGAAGACAGCGUUUAUUUCGUUGAUGGUGUUCUUCAUCUUAGGGCUGAGCUUACUCAGCUUAGCUAAGAUUCGUUGAGAAACUAACAGAAGACAAUCUCUUAGAUUUCAUGUAAUUUUGGUUGAAGAUUAGUAUAUGUGAUUAUUUAUAAGAGAUUAAAUCGUAGACGGAUUUUUGAUUGUGUUGUAUGGUUUUAUGUUAGUUAAAUAAUUAUGGCUACAUGUUAGUAAA